Molecule: messenger RNA, 1485 nt
Organism: Hyaloscypha bicolor E
Lineage: Eukaryota; Fungi; Ascomycota; Leotiomycetes; Helotiales; Hyaloscyphaceae
Product: SET domain-containing protein
Exons: 6
Coding region: 1-1485 (494 amino acids)
Cellular component (GO): nucleus
Molecular function (GO): protein binding
Source: RefSeq, a predicted model, not a curated record
AUGUCUCAGGAAGUGCAAGACGAUGGUAUGUUCUCUCGAGUUCAGGCAACGGUCCCCCUUCAGCUUCGCAUAUCCGCCAUUCCCGGUGCUGGACGUGGUUUGUUUGUGUCCGAGGCGGUGCCGUCGCGGGGUCUGAUUUUCCGCAUAGCUAAACCGUUGCUAUGUAUUGUCGAGGAUGGUAAAGAAGCACUGCGGAGAACUUGCGAUAAUUGUUUUGCUGCGAGGAGCGGAAUAUACCAGACUACCAGCCGAAAGAAUCUCCGCGCGGAGUGUCAUUCCGAGGCCUGGGAGCACCACCAUAAAGCCGAAUGCGCUGUGCUCUCUAGAAUCAGACAAGACCCACAAGAUAGAGUGGAGGAAAGAGUUACCCACAAGAACGUUCGACUUCUCAUCCGACUGCUCUGUCUCCACGAAGCCGGCAUGAUCCCAGAGCAACAAUGGGACGAAAUAUUGGGCCUGAAGACGCUGAUGGGAGCUGGACAAGAAGAAUUAGAGAGACAGGUUCAGUUUCUAUGCGAUUUUAUGGCUUCCUACGAGGUUACGAGUUUAGACGAGAAUGUGGUCAGACAGUUGGUGCAUACACACUUCAACAACAACCUCAUCAUGGACCAGCCCCUCCUCAGAGGUGGCUUAUUUUACCCCCCAGGAAACGGCUGCGUUGCAAGUGGCAUCUGUCUCGAACCAUUUGCAUCCAUGGUCAAUCACUGCUGCGACCCAAACUCUUGGUGGACUUUCAACGGCUGCGAGUUCCAGCUCAGAGCUAUCCGAGAGAUUCCUGCAGGAGAGGAGCUCACAAUUUCCUACAUCGGCAUCACAGAAAGCUUCAAGUUUCGCCAGGAGAUUCUUUUGGAGGAUUGGGGUAUUAACUGCGCGUGCUUAGUGUGCAAACAGGGUCCACAGGGUCCGACGGAUGGUCCGCUGUACGAGAGACUUCAGAAUAUCCAGAGGCUCGAGCGGGAGUCUGUUGAUGGCUGUGCUCCAUUGAAUGAGGUUAAACACUUCAUUAUUGACAUGGUUGGUGCCGGUUACGAUUUCGGAACAUGGCCGCUUCGCCAGCUAUACCGCCAGAUCUUCUGCACUGUUCUAAGCAGAGGAAAUUUCAUGGGUGCGCUGAAAGUCUGGCUGAAGCUUUACUACGUGGUUGAUGUUGCUUCCAGCCCUCCGCAACUUCCUGAUGAUAGGCUCAAUUCGCUGAAGAAGCUGAUCAGCUUGAUUCGGGCGGUGCAACUGAUGGAGUCGCCUUUAAUUACGGAAGACGUCAAAUGGGCGCUCUCGUAUGCUCGAGGCUACCUGAGUAGGAAGUUAUGUGAGGAGACAGAGAAGUGCUUUGGUGAUAUUGAGGUUGCAAAGUUUGAGAAGGAGCAGUUUCAGAUGGUGUUUGGUCACGGUGCCGAAAGAUUUGAUGACAGAGCGAGAUAUGUACAGGGUAUGAAAGUACUCUUGGAAUGGGCGAGAAUUCCUGAUGUCUCGGAGAGCAGUUUGUAG